Bombus terrestris (buff-tailed bumblebee) is the source of this 1985-nucleotide messenger RNA. RefSeq names its product arginyl-tRNA--protein transferase 1 (gene Ate1). The transcript is spliced from 8 exons. Gene Ontology annotation, molecular function: arginyl-tRNA--protein transferase activity. Gene Ontology annotation, cellular component: cytoplasm. Gene Ontology annotation, biological process: protein arginylation. The record is from RefSeq and is a predicted model, not a curated record. The coding region runs from base 257 to 1795 and encodes 512 amino acids. Lineage: Eukaryota; Metazoa; Arthropoda; Insecta; Hymenoptera; Apidae.
AGAAAUGUAAACAAAGGAAAUAUUUAAUUUCACAUUGCAAAGUUUGCAUUUUAAUAACAUUAUUCAAAAAUGACAAGAUGGCUGUGGCAAUACCGCUUUCUGUUUAGUAGAUUGGGUUUUUAAAUACGUGAUGGUGUCAAUUUUAUUAAUAUAAAUAUAUAUGUUGAGUAAUAAAUAAGUGGAUUGCAUGAUCUUUGUUGAUAAUUAAUUCAUCGUAAUCAAUGCAAUAAUAAAACGAGUGAAUAAAGAACAAAAUAUGGCAAGACAAUCGUACAGUAUUGUUGAGUAUUAUGGUGAACAGGAUGGAUAUAAAUGUGGUUAUUGUAAAAGCCCAAACACAAAUUUCAGUCAUGGUAUGGGCACACAUAGAUUGACUGUUCAAGAUUACCAAGCUCUAGUAGAUAGAGGUUGGAGAAGGUGUGGUACUUAUUGCUACAAAUCUACUAUGGAUCAAACAUGUUGCCCAAUGUAUACAAUUAAAUGUGAAGCAUUACAAUUUAAAAUUUCUAAAUCACAAAAAAAGGUUUUGAAAAGAAUGGCAAAGUUUUUAAGAAAUGAAUUACAUAAAGAUGACACUAUGGAUACGUAUGAUGGAGAUUUUCGUAAUAACAUUGAUAUUGAAGAAAUUCCUAAUCACAGUAAGCACUUUUUAAAAGUUGACAAAGAUAUUUCUGAUAUGAAUGUGAAAUUUAUUAAUGAUGAAGUUAAUGCAAGGUUACGUCCUAGCACAUCAGAUAAAGAACAGAAAAAGCGUGAUCUAGAAAAUAAAAAACAUAAUACUGAAAGUAUACCUGCUGCAUCAAGUUAUAACAAUGAUUCUCAUAGUACACCUCAAAGUCUACAAUCUGUAGAAAUGAAUCCUACUCGGAUACCUUGUAUGAAAGCAAAGCUUUUACGUAAACAACGAAAGCAAAACAAAUUAAUGACACAAGGAAAAACUCAGGAAGAAAUAGAAGCUAUUUUCAAAGAAAAUAAACAAGAAAACCAGGCUAAAAGUUUAGAGCAAAUAUUUGAUGAAGUUUAUAAUGGAACCAACAGAUUAGAGCUGAAACUAGUUAGAACUUCACCAAUGAGCUCUGGAUAUUUAAAUACCUCGAAACAAUCUUAUGAGGUAUAUAAAAAAUAUCAAACAACAAUACAUGGAGUUCUAGCAGAAAAGGUUACAGAGAUGCAAUAUAUGGGAUUUCUUGUGAACUCACCUUUGCAGCCAUGGACACCAGAUGAUGGACCACCAAGUGGAUAUGGUUCUUUUCAUGAACAAUAUUGGUUAGAUAAUGAAUUAAUUGCAGUUGGUGUGAUAGAUAUUUUACCAUCUUGUGUUUCAAGUGUUUACUUUUUUUAUGAUCCGGCUUAUUCUCAUCUCUCACUUGGCACAUUUAGUUCACUUCGAGAAGUUUAUUUAACAAGACAAUUAAAUAAAGUUGCAAAAGAUCUGAAAUAUUACUACAUGGGAUUCUACAUACAUUCAUGUCCUAAAAUGCGAUACAAGGCACGAAUGAGACCAUCAAAACUAUUAUGUCCUGAAACUUAUGCGUGGUUUGAUAUUGAACCGUGUUUAUUAAAAUUAGAUAAACAAAAAUAUAGCAGACUGAAUGAUGAUAUUGAUGCUAUUAACGAGGAUAAUAUAGUUGAUAUUCGUAAGGUAUUAAUUUUGUAUCGGCAAAUUGCGAUGCCGUAUGAAAUCUAUAAAAAACAAGCUCAAACCAUCACGCAAGAUGAAGAAGAUGAGAUUAAAGAAUAUACUAGUUUAGUUGGCAUGAAGUGUGCACAGAGAUUGUUACUUUAUCGCUGUUAAAGUAUGCAAAAGGUUUUAACUUAUUUAUGAAAACAAUCGUGUAUUUUAUCAAAAGACGAAUUGGAAUCUUAUUAUGGAUAAUUAUUAGUAAGUGAAAUUAAUAAAAUUAAUAGCUUCAAAUAAAGUAUUUGUGAUGAUAAGUGUGUAAUUAAUGAAUUCUUAUCAAAUAAAAGUGAUUCUUUUCAUGCUA